AUGAUGUGUUGUGUUUGCAAUGGGAAUAGUAUUGAUGUGAACACGAGUUCGGGUUCAGUGAGGGGUCAGACACUCCAUGUCUUGAAUUGCAAAAUACACCAAUUUUUGAAUAUACCCUACGCUGAGCCCCCUUUAGGCCCACUCAGGUUCGCCCCUCCCUUACCACUCAAAUCACCCAAACAGGACAUUAUUGAUGGCACACAACCGGGAAAUUAUUGUAUUCAAAACACCAUAAUAUUUGAAAAUGAAAAAAAUAAACCGACGUAUAGUGAAGACUGUUUGGUAUUGAAUAUAUGGACACCAAAUGUGGACAAUAGUAAUGAUAAUCACCUGAAAGUGGGUCUCAAACCAGUCAUGUUCUCUAUAUAUGGCGGAGCACUUAGUAUGGGAUCAAUAUUUCAAGACUUAUUGAAUGGCAGUGUUAUUGCGGCCAAUGAUGUGGUUGUGGUUGCGGUUAACUAUAGGGUCGGGCCGUUGGGGUUUCUCUACGGCGGCGAUGAGACAGCGCCCGAAAAUGCGGGCUUUUAUGACCAGUUAUUAGGACUAAAAUGGGUUAGAGAAAACAUACACUAUUUUGGCGGAGAUAGGGAUCAGAUUACAUUAUUUGGUUUGAGUGCCGGCAGUUGGUCCGUAUCGGCACACAUAUUGUCUCCGCUAUCGAAAGGUCUGUUUAAGAGGGCUAUUAUGCAGAGCGGGUCCGUUAUGUAUAACAAAGAUCGUCCGGCGCUCAGCACUGUUGAGGGCCUUCAAAGGGCCAAACAAUUGGCCCGACGUUUGAAUUGCAAUGAAUUUGACUACAAUUGGUUGCACUGUUUGCGUGCAAUAGACGACCCGAAUCUGUUUAUUGAGAAACCAGAUUAUGGAUUUGUUGUUUAUACACACCCUGUUAUUGGUACAGAGUUUUUACCAGUGUUACCACAAAAAGCAUUUUCAACAGGGUUAUUUAAUAAUGGUAUAGAUGUGGAAUUAAUGGCCGGUGCGGCCAAAGACGAGGGUCUAGUAAUGACGCAAUUAUUAUAUCCGGAAAUGCAAACCGAAAUGACUGAACACCAGUUGAGAGAAAUUGUGGUCAAAUUGAGUGAUGAAUACCAUAAUAUAGAUGUGGACAAAGUGUGCGAUCAUUACCUCAAAGGUGUUGACAAAACCAAUUCAUCGCAAUUGAAAGCAGCGUUGAGUGCAUUAUAUGGCGAUUUGACUCUGAAAUGUCCCACAUAUCACUUCGCCAAGAGAUUUGCCCAAAGCGGACAAAAUGUGCAUUUCUAUCGUUUUAAUUUUCAAAGUAAAUUCUAUGGUAUUGUUUAUGGGGUUCGCGCAGAUGUUGUAUCGCACGGCGCGGAAAUGGAUUUUGUUUUUGGCUAUCCUUUAAGAUAUCCGACACUUUAUAGCGAAACUGAAUAUGACUUCAGUAUAGAAGUGAUGAAAAUAUGGACUGAUUUUGCUAAACACGGUAAAGCACAUGACGUUUGGCCACAACUUUGGGACAAAUCUGUGAUUCGAGUGAAAGACUUGAAUCCCAACGAUAUGUCACUUAUUCUCGACAAUCCAUACGAGAUGUGUUGUGUUUGCGAUGGAAAUAGUAUUGAUGUGAACACGAGUUCGGGUUCAGUGAGGGGUCAGACACUCCAUGAAUUCCUUGGCCAGUUGGCAAGCCUAGUCUUGAAUCGUAAAAUACAUCAAUUCUUGAAUAUACCCUACGCUGAGCCCCCUAUAGGCCCACUCAGGUUCGCCCCUCCCUUACCACUGAAGGAGCCUAAACAGGGCAUUAUUGAUGGCACACAACCGGGAAAUUAUUGUAUUCAAAACAAAAUAGUAUUUGAAAAUGAGAGAAAUAAACCGACGUAUAGUGAAGACUGUUUGGUAUUGAAUAUAUGGACACCAAAUGUGGACAAUAGUAAUGAUAAUCACCAGAAAGUGGGUCUCAAACCAGUCAUGUUCUCCAUAUAUGGCGGAGCACUGAGUGUGGGAUCAAUAUUUCAAGACUUAUUUAACGGCAGUGUUAUUGCGGCCAAUGAUGUGGUUGUGGUUGCGGUUAACUAUAGGGUCGGGCCGUUGGGCUUCCUCUACGGCGGCGAUCAGACAGCGCCCGGAAAUGCGGGCUUUUAUGACCAGUUAUUAGGACUCAAAUGGGUUAAAGAAAACAUACAUAAGUUUGGCGGAGAUAAAGACCAGAUCACUAUAUUUGGUGUGAGUGCCGGCAGUUGGUCCGUAUCGGCACAUGUAUUGUCUCCCCUAUCAAAAGGUCUGUUUAAGAGGGCUAUUAUGCAGAGCGGGUCCGUUAUGUAUAACAAAGAUCGUCCGGCGCUCAGCACUGUUGAGGGCCUUCAAAGGGCCAAACAAUUGGCAAACAAAUUAAAUUGCGAUGAAUUUGACUACAAAUGGUUGGACUGUUUGCGUGCAAUAGAAAACCCGAACCUGUUUAUUGAGAAACCAGAGUAUGGUUUCCUUGUUAUGAUACACGCCGUGUUUGGCACAGAGUUUUUGCCAGUUUUGCCUCAAAAAGCAUUUACAAUAGGAUUAUAUAAUACUGGUACUAAUGUGGAAUUAAUGGCCGGUGCGGUGAAAGAGGAGGGUGUGGUAAUGACCCAGUUUUUAUACCCAGAAAUGCAAAUCGAAAUGACUGAACACCAGUUGCGAAAAAUUGUGGUCAAAUUGAGUGAUGAAUACCAGAACAUAGAUGUGGACAAAGUGUGCGAUCAUUACCUCAAAGGUGUUGACAAAACCAAUUCAUCGCAACUCAAGGCAGCGUUGAGUGCAUUAUAUGGCAAUCUAGUGUUCACUUGUCCCACAUAUCUCUUCGCCAAGAGAUCUACCAAAAGUGGACAAAAUGUUCAAUUCUAUGGCAAAGUUUAUGGGGUUCGCGCAGAUGUUGUAUCGCACGCCGCGGACAUGGAUUUUGUUUACGGCUAUCCCUUAAGAAAUCCGACACUUUAUAGCGAAAUUGAAUAUGAUUUUAGUAUUGAUUUACUGAAAGUAUGGACUGAUUUUGCUAAACAUGGUAAAGCACAUGACGUUUGGCCACAACUUUGGGACAAAUCUGUGAUUCGAGUGAAAGACUUGAAUCCCAACGAUAUGUCACUUAUUCUCGACAAUCUAUACGAGAGUACAUAUGUCUUCUCAUAU
Messenger RNA from Medioppia subpectinata, 3120 nucleotides. Lineage: Eukaryota; Metazoa; Arthropoda; Arachnida; Sarcoptiformes; Oppiidae. The record is from the annotation of a GenBank genome assembly.